CAGCAUUAGUGCUGGUUGGAGGGAGAGGGGGGUGUGGAGCCAGCCAGGCCGCCUGUUCCCACAGCCGCUGAGCAGGGCGCUGCCAUGGCGCUGGCCAGGCCUGGGACCCAGGACCCGGGGCCCCCGGCCCCUCUCCUGCUGCUGCUAGUGCCGCUCUGGGCCCCUGCCCUCGCCCACCCUGCCGGAACGGUACCUUCGGAGACCCCGGGUGCCUGUGCCUCAGACCCAUGCGCUCCAGGGACCGAGUGCCAGGCUAUGGAGCACGGUGGCUACACCUGUGGGCCCUUGGAGCCUGGGGGCUGUGCCAAUCAGCCCUGCCACCACGGCGCUCUGUGUGUGCCCCAGGGUCCAGAUCCCAACGGCUUCCGCUGCUACUGUGUGCCCGGAUUCCAGGGCCCACGGUGUGAGCUGGACAUCGAUGAGUGUGCGUCCCGGCCCUGCCUCCAUGGGGCCACCUGCCACAACCUAGCCGAUCGCUACGAGUGCCACUGUCCCCUUGGCUAUGCAGGCGUGACCUGCGAGGCGGAGGUGGACGAGUGUGCCUCGGCGCCCUGCCAGCACGGAGGCUCGUGCCUGGACGGCGUGGGCUCCUACCGCUGCGAGUGCGCGCCGGGCUACGGGGGCGCCCACUGCCAGCUGGACCUGGACGAGUGCCACAGCCAGCCGUGCGCGCACGGGGGCGUGUGCCACGACCUGCUCAACGGGUUCCGGUGCGACUGCGCGGAUACGGGCUAUGAGGGCGCGCGUUGCGAGCAGGAUGUGCUGGAGUGCGCGUCAGCGCCUUGCGCGCACAAUGCGUCCUGCCUCGAGGGCCUCGGGAGCUUCCGCUGCCUCUGCUGGCCAGGCUACAGCGGCGAGCGGUGCGAGGUGGAUGAGGACGAGUGUGCAGCGGGCCCCUGCCAGCACGGGGCCCAGUGCCUGCAGCGCUCCGACCCCACCCUCUACGGGGGCAUUCAGGCCGCCUUCCCAGGUGCCUUCAGCUUCCGCCAUGCUGCUGGCUUCCUGUGCCGCUGCCCUCCGGGCUUUGAGGGGAACGACUGCGGCGUGGACGUGGACGAGUGUGCCUCACGGCCAUGCUUCAGUGGAGGCCUCUGCCAGGACCUGCCCAAUGGCUUCCAGUGCCACUGUCCGGAGGGCUAUGCAGGCCUGACAUGUCAGGAAGAAGUGGACGAAUGCCUGUCGGAGCCCUGCCUCCAUGGUGGGACCUGUGAAGACACGGUGGGGGGCUACAUCUGCUGGUGCCCAGAGGCCUGGGGUGGGCAUGACUGCUCUGUGCAGCUCACUGGCUGUCAGGGCCACACUUGCCCACUGGCUGCCACCUGCAUCCCUACCUUCGAGUCAGGGGUCCACAGUUACGUCUGCCGCUGCCCACCUGGUACCCAUGGACCUUUUUGUGGCCAGAAUACCACCUUCUCUAUGGUGGCUGGGAACCCUGUGCAGGCUUCGGUGCCAGCUGGUGGCCCCCUGGGUCUGGCACUGAGGUUUCGUACCACGAUACCUGCUGGUGUCUUGGCCACUCGCUCUGACAGUCGGGACAGCUUGGAGCUGGCACUGGUGGGGGCCACGCUUCAGGCCACACUCUGGAGCCACGGCAAUAAUGUGCUCGUCCUGAGGCUGCUGGACCUGCCGCUAAAUGAUGGCCACUGGCACCGAGUGGAGGCGAUGCUCCGCCUUGGGGUCCUGGAGCUGCGGCUCUGGCACGAGGGCUGCCCUGCCCACCUCUGUGUGGCCUCCAGUCCUGUGGCCCUGCCUACGGCAUUCCCGGGCCUGACGCCUGCUGGGUUCUGCUCCAGCCAGCUGGGUGGUGCGGCCUUUGCAGGCUGCCUCCAGGACGUGCACGUGGAUGGACACCUUCUGCUGCCUGAGGAUCUCGGCGAGAACGUCCUCCUGGGCUGCGGGCGCCAGGAGCAGUGUCAGCCUCUGCCCUGUGCCCACGGAGGAGUAUGCGUGGACUUGUGGACGCACUUCCACUGUGACUGCCCCCGGCCCUAUAGUGGUCCCACAUGUGCUGAUGAGGUUCCUGCUGCCACAUUUGGCUUGGGGGGCACCCUGAGCUCAGCCUCCUUCUUGCUUGACGAGCCGCCAGGCCCCAACCUCACCGUGUCCUUCCUCCUCCGCACUCGGGAACCUGCCGGCCUUCUGCUCCAACUUGCCAACGACUCAGCAGCUGGCCUGACAGUGUUCCUGAGCGAGGGCCAGAUCCGGGCUGAGGUGCCGGAUGGUCUUGCUCUGGUGCUCCCUGGACGCUGGGAUGACGGCCUCCGCCACCUGGUGACGCUCAGCUUCAGGACUGACCAGCUGCAGGGCUUGGGGCAGCAGGUGCUAGUGGGUGGGAGGCUCCUCCCAGCCAAUGCCCAGCCGUGGGGUGGGCCCUUCCGAGGCUGCAUCCAGGACCUGAGACUCAACGGCCUCCACCUCCCCUUCUUUCGGCCGCUGCUGGGGAACUCAAGCCAGCCCAGUGGGCUGGGCAGCAGGCAGUCCUGGAACCUCACCAUGGGCUGUGUCUCCGAGGACAUGUGCAGUCCUGAUCCUUGUCUCAAUGGUGGGACUUGCCUUGUCACCUGGAAUGACUUCCACUGCACCUGCCCUGCCAACUUCACAGGGCCUACGUGUGCCCAGCAGCUGUGGUGUCCUGGCCAGCCCUGUCUCCCACCUGCCACCUGUGAGGAGGUCCCUGAUGGCUUUGUCUGUGUGGCCGAGGCCACGUUCCGCGAGGGUCCCCCAGCCGAAUUCAGCGGGCACAACGCCUCCGGUGGCUUCGAGGACUCGCGCUGCAGGUUGCCUGUCCCACCAGAGGAAUGCAGCCUUAAUAUCACCUGCCUCAGUGGUGGCCCAUGCGAGGGUGGGCCCCAGGGUGCCAACUGCAGCUGCCAGGAGAGCUUUGCUGGCCGGAGGUGUCAGAUCCCCUGUGAAGCCAACCCUUGCUUGAAUGGGGGCACCUGCCGGGCAGCUGGUGGGGUAUAUGAAUGUGUCUGCAGUGCGAGGUUCUCAGGCCAGUUCUGCGAAGUGGUGAAGGGGCUGCCACUGCCACUGCCGUUCCCGCUGCUGGAGGUGGCAGUGCCUGCUGCCUGUGCCUGCCUCCUCCUCCUCCUCUUGGGCCUCCUCUCAGGGAUCCUGGCAGCCAGAAAGCGCCGCCAGUCAGAGGGCACCUACAGCCCGAGCCAGCAGGAGGUGGCCGGAGCCCGGCUGGAGAUGGACAGUGUCCUCAAGGUGCCACCUGAGGAGAGACUCAUCUAGGCCCACCUGUCUGUGGCUCCAGCACCCGUGAGGUCCUCAGUUCUACCUGGAGACCCAAGGAAGCUGCUUCCAGGGGCCUGCAGAGAGAUGGCUUGCCUCUUCCGGGCCCUGGGGAGCUGCUGCAGGGCCCAGGAGACCUGCUGGGGAAGUGUCCCCUUUGCUGGGAGCCCCUGCCUCUGCCCCAUCAUGGACUGAGGGGAAGGGGCGCACUCAGGGAAGUAGAGAGGGGCCUGGCGAGGUUGUGGACAUUCUCCAUCUCCCGGGUCUGGCCUCGGCAGGCACAUGGCUCUACAGGGAGGGGCACCCAUGGGUACACACAACGUGGUCAGCCGUGCGCGCGCGCACACAUACCUGGGACUGUCAAUCUGCAGAUACCAGUGUGAGUGUUACAGACGGUGCUCGUGGGCAUGUCCACGUCUUUGUUGUGUGUGCAUGUGACAGUGUAGUGGGUGCAGGUGGCCCUACAGAGGGGCAGCUGGGCUGUGGGGACAACUGUCCCAGCCUUGGGGCAGGGGCAGCCAAGAGCCCUGUGUUCUCCCAGAGGCCGGGCCACAGCUUGCCUGAGGACCAAAGCCCCAGCUCCCACAAUCUCUCCCACCUCCAGAGGCUGCCCCUAUCCUGAGGCAGCUGAAAUGGGGGCGGGGGCAGGGGUAGGAGAGGGAAGGGGCAUUAGCCAGAGGCUGCAUGGGCUCCUGGCUCCCAGAGCAAAUGCUCUUGCAGGCAGAUCUAUGUCCACUCUGUGCUGGAACCAGGCACGCGCAGGGACACAGACUGACAGGAGCCAUGGGGGUGUCUGGGCCCGUGCGGCCUUCCUCCUCUGGACCUGCCUGUAUAGAUGGGGAAAGAGCCCCCACCUACCUCACAGGGCUGGCGUGAGGAUCUGUGGGGAGGACAACGGGGAAGGACUCUGGAAGUCGUUAAAGUCAUUCUGCUGUGAGGGGCUGCCGGGUCAUCCUGCUAGGUGUUGGGAAGGGAGAGGGGUGCUUGAGGGAAGGGGCCUCCCCGAGGGGCACCACGAGGCCGAAAGUGAUGAGGAUGGAGGAGCAGCCCUGCCAGCCCACCUGUGGUUCUCCAGCUCCUCCAGUGGCGCAAGCGCUCUCCUCUCCAGGCUGCCUGGUGAGGCCACUCCUUCCCCAGCAGACCAGUCACCUCCCUAAGGUGACCUUUGGGAGGAUUCAAGGAGAGGACUGGCAGGAAGCCCUCAGGGUUGUUUGCUGAGGCAGGUGCACCGCCUGUGUCGGGGCUGGUCCUGCGGACAGAAGGGGAAGAACUGGCCGCUUCACUCCCAGCCCCUUCCCUGGUGAUGCCGUCACACUGCUGGGAUCUCUGAUCCCUGAAGGGCACCCGUCUGAGGGCCUGGCCUCUGAGCGGCACAGAGACCUUUUGUCCCUGACUUGGAGAUGUGUCCUUUGGUCUUUCCCAUUUCCCAGGCCAGUGCCCCCUAUGCCAAGGCCAGGAGACCCUUUUCCACUUCUAGAUUGGAGGCUGACUUUACCUAGCUCCCCCUGGGGUCUCAGUCAGCUUCCAGGGGUGCAGGAGGCAAAUGUGAGGUGGAGCCACGUGGUGAUGGAGGGCCAGGGAAGGGGUAGGGGGCUGAAACGGGGGGGGGGGUCAGCUGAGGCUGGGAUGGGAAGAGCCCUGAACCCUAGGUUAAGGGGCUUGCCUGGUCCUUAUCCUGUAGGAGGUGGGACCACCUUCCCCCAACUUUCUCCAUGACAGCUGGGAAAGGGGGAGGAAUCAUCUGGUAUCAACGGCUUAGCCACAGUCAGUGCCUUGGUUAGUCAGGGAUUUUCGCAAACCUGUGUUUUUGCAGGUACCUAAGAAAAGACAUUAUGUGGAACCCCAAUGUAUAAAAGCUGGGCUGUUCUUUUUUGAGGAGCCCUAAGCUGUCUUCUCCUCUUGUUCCUAAGGAUUCUGGGUACCUGUCAUUUUCAAGCGCAGCCCAGGGAGGGGGACGUGGCCAACUAAUAGGCAGAUGCGGGGGUUGGGUGCUUACUCUGGGUUCUUGGUCCAGGUCUCCCUCCCCAACGCAGCCAACAGACGGCAGAUUCCGAGGCUCUGCCCUUGCUAUUGAAAGGUCUGUGCGGGCGAAGUUUCAGGUGUCUCCUUUAACUUCUUUCCUGGCGUCUGAGAGCCUUCAGCAUCACUGGUGACCUGCAGCCCUGCUCCAUGGACCUGGCAGGCCUGUGCAUGCCUGUGACCAGCCUACCUCCAGCCCUGCUUGUGAGGGGAAGGGGCUGAGCUGGGCUCACAGUUCCGAA
Vicugna pacos (alpaca) is the source of this 5498-nucleotide messenger RNA. NCBI's taxonomy places the organism in Eukaryota, Metazoa, Chordata, Mammalia, Artiodactyla, Camelidae. The record is from RefSeq and is a predicted model, not a curated record.